AAAAUUUCUCCAAGAGCAGCUCACUCCAACUCCAUUACCAAAUCUCCUCCACUCUCCCAUACCAACCUUCUCAAAUAUAAACAAAUCUGUCAUUUGAAUUCCACAAAUCCAAUACCUCACACUUCAUUACUUCUUCAUUUCACUACACACACACAGAGAGAAAAAAAACAUCAAUACCCAUUUUUCUCACUUCUCUUCUUCAUUUCUCCAUUUUUAUCCUCCAAAUCCCCUAAAUGAACUAAAUAAAAGCUCCAUUUAAUACAGGUUAGCUCUGUCAAGCCUAUAUGAGUAGUGAAGAAGUAUAGAACACUUCUUUUCUAUUUCUUGAUUUGAGCUAGUUGAUUUUAUUACCAAAUCUCUAGUUUGCAUUUGAAACUUCUCUUUGCAAAAUAUCUCAUUAAAAUCCACAAAAAAUCCAACAUACUACAUUUUUUGUAUUUCUUGAUCUAGGGUCGUUGGAGUGGAGGUCUUUCAGAAACAGCUUCUUGACCUCCACGUGAUAGUGGAACGGUUUGUGUAUAGUCAUAUACUCUACCCUCCUCAGACCUCACUAUGGGAUUUUACCGAGUAUGUUGUUGUUGUUGUGGUUGUUACUAAAAUCCACAAAAACCCAACAUACUCCAUUUUUUUUGGUAUUUCUUUAUAUGAGCAAGUUGAAGUUACUGUCACAUCUCUAGUCCAAAUUUGCUAUUUCUUGCUAAUCAAAAUCCAAAAUCACAUUUCUCUUGGCAUUUCCAAAAUUUUCUUAAUGGCUGAUAUAGUGAAGCAGAUUUUAGCAAGGCCAAUCCAACUAGCAGACCAAGUAACAAAAGGAGCAGACGAAGCAAAUUCCUUCAAACAAGAAUGCACAGACAUCAAACUCAAGACAGAGAAAUUAUCCACAUUGCUACGUCAAGCAGCACGAGCUAGCAACGAUCUCUACCAACGUCCUACAAAACGUAUCAUUGAAGACACUGAACAGGUCCUCGAAAAAGCCUUAGCCAUCGUAGUAAAAUGCAGGGCUAACGGGCUAGUUAAACGAGUUUUCACUAUCAUUCCUGCUGCUGCAUUCAGGAAAAUGACUUCCUUACUGGAAAACUCGAUUGGUGAUGUAUCGUGGCUGCUACGUGUUUCUGCAAAUGAACGUGGUGAUGAGUACUUGGGACUGCCCCCGAUCGCUGCUAAUGAACCUAUAUUGUGUUUGAUUUGGGAGCAGAUCGCGAUCCUGUAUACAGGAUCGUUGGAUGAGAAAUCAGAUGCUGCUGCUUCUUUGGUUUCGUUAGCUAGGGAUAAUGAUCGGUAUGGGAAGUUGAUCAUUGAAGAAGGUGGAGUCGGACCCUUGUUAAAAUUAUUGAAGGAAGGGAAAUUGGAAGGUCAGGAGAAUGCUGCUAAGGCGAUUGGACUUCUUGGACGCGACCCUGAAAGUGUCGAACACAUGGUACAUGCUGGAGUUUGUUCAGCGUUCGCUAAAAUCCUCAAAGAAGGUCCGAUGAAAGUUCAGUCAGUGGUGGCAUGGGCAGUUGCUGAACUCGCUUCACAUUACCCGAAAAGCCAAGAUCUUUUUCAGCAGCAUAAUAUAGUCCGGUUACUGGUUAGCCAUCUCGCGUUUGAGACUGUUCAAGAGCAUAGCAAGUAUGCGAUUGUCAGCAAAGCCACUUCGCUUCACGCUGUUGUUUUGGCUAGUAAUAACAAUAGUAAUGUGAACACUGUGAACAAGGCGAAUGCGGAUGAUGUCAACACUCAUGUUCCACAUCCUUUGGGAACUAAUAAGUCUAAUCAGAUGCAUAAUGUGAUUACCACCACUAUGUCGAUGAAGGGUCUAACGAAGACCCCUCAGGAGAAUCUUGUUAAUGGCGUGAACCAGGCGUUGAAUCAGCUGAACAAGAUCAACGGAAAUAACAGCAUGAUGAAGCAAGUUCAUGUCAAUCAUCAUCAGCAUCUGAACGGUGUUUGUUCAUCCGGGGUGAGUAAUAAAGGGAGGGAAAAUGAGGAUCCUGCUACCAAGGCUUAUAUGAAGGUGAUGGCUGCACGAGCGUUAUGGAAACUUGCCAAGGGAAAUUCCUCAAUUUGUCGCAGCAUUACUGAAUCACGGGCACUGCUUUGCUUCGCGGUACUCUUGGAGAAAGGAACUGAUGAUGUUAAGUACAAUUCUGCUAUGGCAAUAAUGGAAAUCACAGCAGUGGCAGAACAAGAUGCUGAUUUGAGACGAUCAGCGUUCAAGCCUAAUACAACAGCCUGCAAAGCUGUCGUUGAUCAACUGCUGAGAAUCAUCGAAAAAGGAGAUUCCGAUUUGCUUAUUCCAUGUAUCAAUGCUAUCGGAAAUCUGGCUAGGACUUUCCGAGCAACAGAGACGAGGAUGAUUAGUCCAUUAGUCAAGCUGCUUGACGAGCGUGAACCAGGAAUCUCCAGAGAAGCUGCUCUAGCCCUUACGAAAUUCGCUUGUUCAGAUAACUAUCUUCACAAGGAUCACUCCAAGGCCAUCAUAAACGCAGGAGGCGCAAAACAUUUGAUUCAACUUGUUUACUUUGGUGAACAAAAAGUUCAAGGUCCUGCAUUGCCUCUGCUUUGCUACAUCGCGUUGCACGUUCCUGAUAGCGAAGAGCUUGCUCAAGCCGAGGUACUGACAGUGCUCGAAUGGGCCUCGAAGCACGCCUACUUGAGCCAACACGAAAAGGUGGAGAAAUUGUUGCAUGAAGCAAACAGCAGGCUGGAACUUUAUCAGUCUAGAGGAUCAAGGGGAUUUCAUUGAUUGGUAACAAUGACUCAUUGUGCAAAAUUUCUGUUAAUUGUUGGUUUGAAUUGUACAUAAGAUAAGUCUUUUUAGCCAUGCACUAGUUGUGUAGAAUAAGCUCUUAAUUAGAUCACUAUUGAUCUGCCUUUGUUGUAACUUUAUUGUUCCAAAUCUGUAUUAUUGUAUCUAAGACACAAAAAUCCUUUCUUCUUGGGAUGUAUGGAGAAUCAUUCCUUUUA
This is a messenger RNA of Capsicum annuum, 2949 nucleotides long. RefSeq lists its product as uncharacterized. Bases 749 to 2728 code for a protein of 659 amino acids. The transcript is spliced from 2 exons. Gene Ontology annotation, biological process: cell surface receptor signaling pathway. Lineage: Eukaryota; Viridiplantae; Streptophyta; Magnoliopsida; Solanales; Solanaceae. Gene Ontology annotation, molecular function: protein binding. The record is from RefSeq and is a predicted model, not a curated record.